Molecule: messenger RNA, 1485 nt
Organism: Cinclus cinclus
Lineage: Eukaryota; Metazoa; Chordata; Aves; Passeriformes; Cinclidae
Gene: CAMK2A
Product: calcium/calmodulin dependent protein kinase II alpha
Exons: 18
Coding region: 1-1485 (494 amino acids)
Biological process (GO): protein phosphorylation
Cellular component (GO): cytoplasm; neuron projection
Molecular function (GO): calcium/calmodulin-dependent protein kinase activity; calmodulin binding; ATP binding
Source: RefSeq, a predicted model, not a curated record
AUGGCCACCAUCACCUGCAAUCGCUUCACUGAGGAGUACCAGCUCUUUGAGGAACUGGGCAAGGGCGCUUUCUCCAUUGUCCGGAGAUGCGUGAAGGUAUUGGCUGGACAAGAGUAUGCAGCCAAGAUCAUCAAUACCAAGAAACUCUCUGCUCGAGAUCACCAGAAGCUGGAGCGAGAAGCCCGGAUCUGCCGUCUCCUGAAGCAUCCCAACAUUGUGAGGCUCCACGACAGCAUCUCUGAAGAGGGCCACCACUACCUGAUAUUUGACCUGGUCACCGGCGGGGAGCUGUUUGAGGACAUUGUGGCCAGGGAGUACUACAGCGAAGCGGAUGCCAGCCACUGCAUCCAGCAGAUCCUGGAGGCCGUCCUGCACUGCCACCAGAUGGGGGUGGUUCACCGGGAUCUGAAGCCAGAGAACCUGCUGUUGGCAUCCAAGCUGAAGGGUGCUGCUGUCAAGCUGGCUGACUUUGGCCUUGCCAUCGAGGUGGAGGGGGACCAGCAAGCAUGGUUUGGUUUCGCCGGCACCCCGGGAUAUCUCUCCCCCGAGGUGCUCCGGAAGGACCCUUAUGGCAAAGCCGUGGAUCUGUGGGCUUGCGGUGUCAUCCUCUACAUCCUGCUGGUUGGGUACCCACCCUUUUGGGAUGAAGACCAACACCGACUCUACCAGCAGAUCAAGGCUGGGGCUUACGAUUUCCCCUCCCCUGAAUGGGACACAGUCACUCCUGAAGCAAAAGAUCUCAUAAACAAGAUGUUGACCAUAAACCCAUCCAAACGCAUCACGGCAGCGGAGGCUCUGAAGCACCCCUGGAUAUCACACCGUGCCACUGUGGCAUCAUGCAUGCACAGACAGGAGACAGUGGACUGCCUGAAGAAAUUCAAUGCCCGGAGGAAGCUGAAGGGAGCCAUCCUCACUACCAUGCUGGCCACCAGGAACUUCUCCGGAGGCAAAAGUGGUGGCAACAAGAAGAAUGACGGCGUGAAGAAGCUUGCAAGGACUGAGACUGUGCACAACGCUUCAAACCUGGGCUCAGAAUCGUCGGAGAGCACCAACACCACCAUUGAGGAUGAAGACACCAAAGUGCGGAAGCAAGAAAUCAUUAAAGUCACAGAGCAGCUGAUUGAAGCAAUAAGCAAUGGUGACUUCGAGUCCUACACGAAGAUGUGUGACCCUGGAAUGACUGCUUUUGAGCCUGAGGCUCUGGGCAACCUUGUGGAAGGCCUGGAUUUCCACCGAUUCUACUUUGAAAACCUGUGGUCCCGGAACAGCAAGCCCGUGCACACGACGAUCCUGAACCCCCACAUCCACCUGAUGGGAGACGAGUCUGCCUGCAUUGCCUACAUUCGCAUCACACAGUACGUGGACUCUGGAGGGAUCCCUCGCACUGCCCAGUCUGAGGAGACCCGCAUCUGGCACCGCCGGGAUGGCAAAUGGCAGAUUGUUCACUUCCACAGAUCUGGCGCGCCCUCGGUCCUACCGCAGUAA